AUGGCCACAGCAAGCCUAAAAGGCCCUCGAACCGAUCCGGCUAAAUGGUCCCCCCUCCGAGGGGGAAAUUUUAGUUUGAAAGAUUUUGAAAUUGGAAGACCGCUCGGAAAAGGAAAGUUUGGAAGUGUAUAUUUGGCAAGAACUCGUAAAGGAGAAUCACACUUUUUCGUCGCUAUCAAAGUACUUUUCAAAUCACAAUUGAUAAGUGGAGGUGUUGAACAUCAAUUAGAAAGAGAAAUCGAAAUUCAAUCUCAUCUUCAGUAUGUUUUUUAUCAAAUUCAGUUAGAUAAAUAUUGUUUUUUUAUUUCAGACAUCCAAAUAUUUUGCGACUUUUCACAUAUUUUUGGGACGAGAAGAAGAUUUAUUUGGUUUUAGAAUAUGCUCCAGGAGGUGAAAUGUACAAGCAAUUGACUACAAUGAAACGGUUCCCAGAAGCAAUGACGGCAAAAUAUAUGUACGAAAUAUCCGAUGCUCUUACUCAUUGUCACAUGCGAAAUGUAAUUCACAGAGAUAUCAAACCUGAAAAUCUUCUCAUUGGUGUAAAUGGCGAAUUGAAAAUUGGUGAUUUUGGAUGGAGUGUUCAUGCACCUUCCAACAAGUAAGUUUAUAAUAGUUUUUUAUAAAUAAUUUUCUGAUUUUCAGACGUCAAACAAUGUGCGGAACAAUGGACUAUUUGCCACCUGAAAUGGUAUGUGGUGAUUCUCACACAGCCUCUGUCGAUUUAUGGGCAAUUGGAGUUCUUUGCUACGAAAUGCUGGUUGGAAAGCCUCCUUUUGAGCACGAUAAACAAAGCGAAACUUACGCUGCAAUCAAAGAAGCGAAAUAUCGAUUCCCGGAUUAUGUUUCGAAAGGCGCAAGAGAUUUGAUUUCAAAAUUACUCGUCGUCGAUCCAUCGAAGCGUUUGACGCUGACUGGGGUAAACAUUUCAUGUAACUUACAAUUCGAAAAAUAUUAUUCAAAUUUAUUUUCAGGUUAUGAGACACCCAUGGGUUGAAUCAAUGCUCGAAGUAAACAGACGAGCAAAAAAAGAAGAAUCUGAAAGAAGAGCCGAGAAUCUCAGAAAUUAUUGA
This is a messenger RNA of Caenorhabditis angaria, 1070 nucleotides long. The record is from the annotation of a GenBank genome assembly. NCBI's taxonomy places the organism in Eukaryota, Metazoa, Nematoda, Chromadorea, Rhabditida, Rhabditidae.